Molecule: messenger RNA, 981 nt
Organism: Trypanosoma theileri
Lineage: Eukaryota; Euglenozoa; Kinetoplastea; Trypanosomatida; Trypanosomatidae
Exons: 1
Coding region: 1-981 (326 amino acids)
Source: RefSeq, a predicted model, not a curated record
AUGUUUCUUCACCGUGUGUUGUAUGUGGUGGCGUUACUUGUGAGCAUUAUCUCUUUAUGUGUAGCGGCUGAUAGUCCUGACCUGUCUUCAGGUGAAGUUGGUGAUAAUACAUGCCCUGCUGAUGGUAGUAAGUCAACUGACCCUAAGUGUCCUAAUUCUGCUAAAGGUGCAAAAGGUGAGCCUGGUCCUGACGGUCCUGCUGGGAGGCCAGGUGAACAGGGUCCACCUGGACCUCCUGGUGAGAAAGUUCAUACUGUUUCUACUGUUAAAGAACCCCAAGACCGUCUUUCUCCUGAAAACGGUAGGGGAGUUCAAGAAACUGCCGCUCUUGGUACCACUACUGUUGUUAGAUCUUCACAAGCACUUUCUUCUGCUUCACCUUCUGGUACCCCUUCACUUCCAACGUCUGCUUCGACUGGUAAUUUGGUUACUACUGGUUCUGUUGGCCCUGGUAGUCGUGUUACCAGUGGAUCAGGUAAUGGUUCUGAUGUUGAUGCACGGAGUGAAGAUCAACAUGGACCAGGGGACAUUGGUGAUUCUGGUGAAAAGGGUGCUGGUGUUAAACCAGCUGCUCCUGCUACUGAGGCUGGGAAUAAUGCUGCGCCUGCAGUUAACAGUCAAAAUGGAAACAACGACAACAGUGCAUCCAGUGAAAGUACAGAUAACACGAGUGAUGCCGUGACACCAUCAUCUUCCACUUCCAGUAGUACAGAGUCACAAAGCGAUGGAGCAUCUGAAACCACAACGACAGGAAACGACACUACACCUGCAGAGAGUGAAUCAUUAAACAACCAAAAUGAGGGAGAAAAUACAGAAUCAACCACCACCACCAACACCACAACAACAACAACAACACUUCCUCCUGAACUCACAAACAACAAGAAGGGUGAUGCAGACAGCAGCAGCAGUAUCAGCAGUUCUGUGUGGGUGCGUGUACCACUACUGAUUGUGGUUACACUGGCCUGUAUUCUUGUGUGCUGA